AUGUGGAGUUUCAGAAAAAAUACACAUACCUUAUUAUGUCAGCAUAAUUCUCGUCAUAAGAUGCAAGCCAGGUCUUUUUGGGAAUAUGUAAACAUGAUGUUUAAUAAACCCGAUCAUGAAAGGAUUAAAACUUUAGGACCAGAUAGAGCUUGUGCUGAAUGGGUCUUGCGAAAUGGUGGCAAAGUAAUCUGGGCAGAUGGAAAGCAGUUAGCAGAUUAUAACUCUCUUCCACCAGAAACAGAAUCUGUUCCAAAAGUUGCAGUCAUUGAUGGAACAGAAUCUUCAAUAUCCCAUUAUGGUUUUUCACACCUUAAUGGAUGUACAAAGUUAUGGAAAAUUAUACUACAUGACAAUAAGUACAUUGACAACAGAGCCAUGGAAGGAUUAGAAUAUGGAAAAGAUUCUCUGACUUAUGUCCAAGUUUCACAGUGCAUUAAUGUAACUGAUGCAGGAUUAAACAAAUUAAGUUUGUUGACUAAGUUACAAACCUUAGUGCUUUUCAAUUUAACGAGUGUAAAUAAUUUAGAGGAAUGUAAAAAACAGCUACAAACUAGUAUACCAAGUUGCAAAAUAUUAGGUGCUGCAAAGACACAAAUUGACAAAUAA
Messenger RNA from Leptosia nina, 606 nucleotides. The record is from the annotation of a GenBank genome assembly. NCBI's taxonomy places the organism in Eukaryota, Metazoa, Arthropoda, Insecta, Lepidoptera, Pieridae.